Rangifer tarandus platyrhynchus (Svalbard reindeer) is the source of this 936-nucleotide messenger RNA. NCBI's taxonomy places the organism in Eukaryota, Metazoa, Chordata, Mammalia, Artiodactyla, Cervidae. The record is from the annotation of a GenBank genome assembly.
AUGAAAAAUAAAACUGUGUUGACUGAGUUCAUCCUGCUGGGUCUAACAGAUGUCCCUGAACUCCAGGUGAUGGUUUUCAUCUUUCUGUUCCUCACCUAUUUACUCAGCAUCAUUGGAAAUCUGACAAUCCUCAUCCUCACCUCGCUGGACUCCCAUCUUCAGACCCCCAUGUAUUUCUUUCUCCGAAACUUCUCCUUCUUAGAAAUUUCCUUCACAAGCAUCUUCAUUCCCAGGGUCCUGUUCAGCAUCACAACAGGGAACAAGAGUAUCAGCUUUGCUGGCUGCUUUGCUCAAUAUUUCUUUGCCAUAUUCCUGGGGGCCACAGAGUUUUAUCUUCUGGCUGCCAUGUCCUACGACCGCUAUGUGGCCAUAUGCAAACCCUUGCAUUACACAACCACCAUGAGCAGCAAAGUCUGCACCCAACUUCUAGUCCUCUGCUCUUGGCUGGCUGGAUUUCUCAUCAUCCUAUCUCCAAUCAUCCUGACCAGUCAACUGGAUUUCUGUGCCUCCAAUGUCCUGAAUCAUUAUUUUUGUGACUAUGGACCCCUCAUAGAAAUAUCUUGCUCAGACACAAGACUCCUGGAGCUGGUUGACUUCAUCUUAGCAGUUGUGACGUUGGUGGUCACCCUGACGCUGGUGAUUCUAUCCUACACAAACAUCAUCCAGACUGUUCUGAAGAUCCCCUCUGCUCAGCAAAGGAAGAAAGCCUUUUCCACAUGCUCCUCCCACAUGGUUGUCAUCACCCUCUCUUAUGGAAGCUGCAUCUUCAUGUACAUAAAACCCUCAGCAAAAGAAGGAGUUGCCUUCAAUAAGGGAGUAGCUGUGCUCAAUACCUCAAUUGCCCCUUUAUUGAACCCAUUCAUUUACACUCUGAGGAAUGGACAAGUAAAACAAGCCUUCAAAAAUGUGGCCAGAAAGAUUGUGAGUCUUCAAUGA